GUAAAAAUAGCCUGCCACUUGAGGAUGAAGCUGCGAGAUGAACAGGUUGCUGCUUACUAAAACUUACAGGAGGCAAAUGCGAAAAUAUGCUUCACCCGCAUCAAACCUUUCUUGGAUCUGUUAAUUCAUCUUUCAAUCUUCCGGGAAUGCAUGUUACACAACCUGAAAAACCCGCAUCAAACAACAACAGAUUUACAACGACAAGACUCUAACAUUAUUUUUGCUAUAUGUGUUUUACUGAUUUCGUAAAAAAACAUUUAACACUUUUGGAUAAGAAAAACAACCGAGGAUUCUAGCAGCUGCUUGUUAAUGGCACUACGCGCCGGGAGGACUUGGUUUGGGCAGGUCUUGCGCAGAGUGUCUCGGCUGCAGGGCUCGUGGUCCCGGAGAUCGAGCAGCCUCCUGUGUCUCUCUGCGAACCCAGAGCAGGAUCUGGGGACCUGUUACAGGGAUCACACUCACAGCAGUCUUCAUAACUGCUCCUCCGUCCACCGCACCCACCGUCACCAACACGCGCCAGUCUGUCCCUCCUCUUCCAGCCGCUGCCAACGUUUUCCCGACUGCUGCGCAGCCUUCCCGGGGGAUCCGAGGGGACAUGAGCCCCUCACUCGCCGGUUCCUGGUGGUCAUGAAGCGGCAGAACGUGCGGACCUUGUCCCUGAUCAUCUGCACGUUCACGUACCUGCUGGUCGGGGCCGCGGUGUUCGAUGCCCUGGAGUCAGACUUCGAGAUGCGGGAAAAAGAACAGCUGGAGGCUGAGGAGAAGCGUCUCCAAGGGAAAUACAACAUUAGCGAGGACGACUACCGCAAAUUGGAGACCAUCAUUAUGGAGGCCGAGCCCCACAGGGCCGGAGUUCAGUGGAAAUUUGCGGGAUCUUUUUACUUUGCCAUCACAGUCAUCACCACGAUAGGUUAUGGUCAUGCAGCUCCUGGGACGGAUGCUGGGAAGGCCUUCUGCAUGUUCUACGCUGUCCUGGGAAUCCCCUUGACCCUGGUCAUGUUCCAGAGCCUGGGCGAGAGGAUGAACACUUUCGUCAAGUCCCUCCUGAAGCGCAUAAAGAAGUGCUGCGGCAUGCGCAUCACCGACGUCUCCAUGGAGAACAUGGUGACGGUGGGCUUCUUCUCCUGCAUCGGGACCCUGUGCAUCGGAGCGGCCGCCUUCUCCCACUACGAGGAGUGGAGUUUCUUCCAGAGCUACUACUACUGCUUCAUAACACUGACUACCAUCGGCUUCGGGGACUUUGUGGCCCUGCAGAAGAACAGGGCGCUGCAGCGGAGGCCCCUGUACGUGGCCUUCAGCUUCAUGUACAUCCUGGUGGGCCUGACUGUGAUAGGGGCCUUCCUCAACUUAGUAGUACUGAGGUUCCUGACAAUGAACAGCGAGGACGAGAGACGGGACGCCGAGGAGAGGACCUCAUUGGCGGGAAACCGAAACAGCAUGAUCAUCCACAUUCAGGAGGAGACGCUGGGGAGAGGAGCCGCUGCGGGAAGGAGGCGCAGGGAAACGCAGGGCCAGUACCGAGCCGAGGUCACCGACCUGCAGUCCGUCUGCUCGUGCAUGCAUUACCACUCGAAUGAGUUCGGCAGCUGUGGGGGAGGGAUGGGAGGUGGGGGGAGGAUUGGGGGAGAAGGGAUGGGCUGUGCCUUCUCCCACCAGAACUCCUUCAGUUCCCAGUUGAACCCCCACCAGUACUUUCACUCAGUGUCGUAUCGCAUUGAGGAGAUCUCUCCCAGCACCCUAAAAAACAGCUUCUUUCCCUCACCAGUCAGCUCUGUCUCCCCAGGCCUCCACAGCUUCACAGACAAUCACCGACUCAUGAAGAGAAGGAAAUCUAUCUGAGCCUAGCACAGCAAAGUCUGAUGAGCUAUAUGUUGCAUUUCAAAGUUUUGCCUGAAUACUGAAAUGUUGAAAUGGAACACAUGGAUCAUGAGACUGAGUUGACCUACACAGAGAACUCCUAGCUUUCCUUUUUAUAUAAGUACAAUGCAUCUCCAAUGCUGCUCCUAACCAAAUCUCAUUUUAGCACUUUUGUUUUGAUUCUUUAAGUUGGUAUAAAGAUUUAAUAUAUUGAUGUGAUUCAUGGGAAAUGAUGAUAGAGGAAGGAGCUUCUGAAAGAAAUUGAAAACUUGUUGGACAUUAAAUGUUUUUUUUUU
Molecule: messenger RNA, 2153 nt
Organism: Esox lucius (northern pike)
Lineage: Eukaryota; Metazoa; Chordata; Actinopteri; Esociformes; Esocidae
Gene: kcnk9
Product: potassium channel, subfamily K, member 9
Exons: 2
Coding region: 310-1839 (509 amino acids)
Biological process (GO): potassium ion transmembrane transport; stabilization of membrane potential
Cellular component (GO): membrane
Molecular function (GO): potassium ion leak channel activity
Source: RefSeq, a predicted model, not a curated record